Maniola jurtina (meadow brown) is the source of this 1050-nucleotide messenger RNA. RefSeq names its product retinaldehyde-binding protein 1. NCBI's taxonomy places the organism in Eukaryota, Metazoa, Arthropoda, Insecta, Lepidoptera, Nymphalidae. Gene Ontology annotation, molecular function: phosphatidylinositol bisphosphate binding. Gene Ontology annotation, cellular component: membrane. Bases 147 to 1022 code for a protein of 291 amino acids. The transcript has 6 exons. The record is from RefSeq and is a predicted model, not a curated record.
AUCAAGUCAGUAUAUAACCGGCGCGUCGAUGCGCGCGCGCACACUCGCUUCGCUCUUUCUCACGCUGCACGAUCGAUUUCCCGCCCCUUUGUCAUUUCCCCCGGCGCGCGAGUUUUCACCGCGCGAGUGAGGCACAGUAAGGAAAGAUGACUUCCAGUGACUUUAGAAUUGAAAGAAAUGUGGAGUUGUCAGAAGAGACGAAGGCUAUAGCCGAAAAGGAACUACGCGAAACUCCGGAAAGAGUUCGAGAGGCUUUAGAAAGGCUUAAAGAACUUCUUAAGGAAAACAAUGAUUUAUAUUUUGGUGAAGACGAAGAACUACUUACAAUAUUUCUGCGCCCUUGUAAAUGGUAUCCGGAGAGCGCUGUGGCAUUGAUGCGGCGGGUGGCAGAGUUCAAACGCGACAAUGCCUGUCUUCUGGACGGCCUGCUACCGGAACAUGAGAAAGAAGCCUUCCUUGAACACAAAGUUGUGAACGUCUUGAAAGGCCGUGACGAUAAGGGCCGAAGAGUGUUGAUUGUUAGUGUUGGAGGUACGUGGGACCCGAAAAAAGUGACCGCAGACCAGCUGUUUAAAAUGUUCUAUUUGAUUCACGAAGCAGCCAUGUUGGAGCCAGAGUCGCAAGUGCGGGGGACUGUCGUUCUCAUGGACUUCCAUAAUAUGGGCUGGAGUCAGACGAUGGGUCUCACACCAGCUUUUUCUAAGCGCCUGCUGACUUUCAUACAAGAUGCUUUGCCUCUUCGGUUGAAAGAGGUACACUUUGUUAAGGAGCCUAUGAUCUUCAACGUCGUUUGGAAAAUGUUCAAGCCUUUAAUUAGAGAAAAGCUAAAAACUAGAAUAUAUUUCCAUGGCUCCAAGAUGGCGUCUCUCCAUAAGCAUAUCCUCCCGACGCACCUACCAAGCGACUAUGGUGGCGAGCUGGAUGCUAUCGACUACUCCUCAGCUGACUGGUACCCCGUUAUCAACGAGGUACUACCACACAUCCAGAACUGGAACUCCUAUGGGUUUAUCAAAAAGACGUAAAAUCUACAUGAUUGUUAUCAGAACUAUC